GGAGGGAGCACGGUGUGCCGCUGUGCGCCGCGCGUUGCACAGUGCCGAGGCCAAUCAUGACAUGAGCCCCCGCCUCCGGCCUCCGGGCAUUUUCUGGUGGCUCUGGCUCCCCUUCCCGCCGCAGAGCAGACGUGACGCGCAGUCACUGCACGCCGUCGCCAUCGCUCCAUUCAGUGCACCCUCGCUCUCUCGUGUCAUCCAGCUAUCUCGUGUCGUACGUCUUGGCAACCUCUUCUUAUUCCCGCCCCCCUGGUCCCUGCAUCUCCGAGCUUACCUCAGCUUGCUGCCAUCUUUUGCUGUCCUUCCAGUUCAGACCACUUCCUGUCUCUGCCAUCCAGUGCAUCGCCGUUCUCUGUGUCCUUGUUCGUCGUGUGCAGUUCUUGGAGAUGAGGAGAUCGUCUCCGGGGAUGAUGAGCCGAAGCUACGACGCGGGCAGCGGGGGAAGGGGGCUGCUGGCCUGCUACGUGAGGGCGAAGCCGAGGCCGUCCAAGUGGGACGACGCGCAGCGGUGGCUCUCCUCCUCCUCCUCCUCCCAGGCGCCCGACGACGACCGGCGCCGGAGCUCCUGCGCCGACGACCGGCUGCUGCUGCCGUCCGCGUCGCAGAAGGGGAGGCACUCGUGGAGCACCUCGGACGCCGCCGCCGCUGCCGUGCCCGCGGCGGCGCGGGAGGACGGGGAGGCGGAGGCCGGGGCGGAGACCAAGAGGAUGGACUCCGUGCUGGCGUACGGGCAGCAGCCGCCAAGGAGCCUCUCGCUGCGGGACAUCGGCACGGAGAUGACGCCGGCCGGGAGCAAGGAGGCGUCCAGGGCCAACACGCCUCGCGCCACCCUGGCGGCCGAGCCGUCACCGGCGCCGUCCACGACAAGGCGCUCGAGCGAAUCCCACGCGUCGCGGCGCCGGCCGGACGCGACGAGCGGCGGAUCGCCACCGGGCCAAGCGGCGGCCGCGGCCUGCGAUGGCGCCGGCGCCGGCGCCGAGGAGCGGAAGGAAGCUGCGGCGGCCGGCGCGCCGGCGGCCGUGUCGCCGGCCACGGCGUGGGACGCGGCCGAGCGCGCCAAGCACAUGGCAAGGUACCGGCGCGAGGAGAUGAAGAUACAGGCCUGGGAGAACCGGCGGCGGCAGAAGGCCGAGCUGGAGAUGAAGAUGGCCGAGGCCAAGGCGGAGAGGAUGAAGCUGCGGGCGCGGGAGAAGACGGCGAGCAAGCUGGCCUCGGCGCAGGCGGCGGCCAGGGAGAAGCGCGCGGCGGCGGAGGCCAAGCUGAGCCGGCGCGCCGCGCGGGUCGGGGACAGGGCGGACGUGCUGCGGCGGACCGGGCACCUGCCGUCCUCCUCCGGGUUCUCGCUCAAGCUGCCGCUGCUGUGCAGCUGAACCUGAACGCGCGAGGCCGGGCACGUGCCGGGGGCGCCGGGGUCGCUUGCGGGUUUGGGACUUGGGACAUCGCUCGUGCGCGGUAUAUUUCCGGAUCCGGGCGUUGUUGAUACGUGGCCGAGCAGUGGUGGAUGCACGUGUGUGUUUUUGUUGUCUGGUGGUGGCUAUGACUACAGACUGGAGGGUGCGUGCGGCGUGGGGUGUGGCAGUGUCGAUACGGGUGGUGUUCAGAGAGUCGACGACAUGGUCGGGGCGUUUACUCGCGUCCUGUUUCGACCGUGCGGGUUGUGAUGCACGGCACAGAGUUGAAGGCGGUAUUUUAUCUGCAAAAGUCAAUAAAGAAAAAAAAAAGAUGCAUUUUAAAUCU
Molecule: messenger RNA, 1737 nt
Organism: Setaria italica (foxtail millet)
Lineage: Eukaryota; Viridiplantae; Streptophyta; Magnoliopsida; Poales; Poaceae
Exons: 3
Coding region: 387-1370 (327 amino acids)
Source: RefSeq, a predicted model, not a curated record